This is a messenger RNA of Formica exsecta, 1383 nucleotides long. RefSeq names its product short-chain dehydrogenase/reductase family 16C member 6-like. Bases 305 to 1231 code for a protein of 308 amino acids. The record is from RefSeq and is a predicted model, not a curated record. Lineage: Eukaryota; Metazoa; Arthropoda; Insecta; Hymenoptera; Formicidae. The transcript has 9 exons. Gene Ontology annotation, molecular function: oxidoreductase activity, acting on the CH-OH group of donors, NAD or NADP as acceptor. Gene Ontology annotation, cellular component: lipid droplet.
UCUGGACAUUCGCCAGAGAAUAUCGACGAGAACUCACCUUCGCUUUUACCUGAGAAGACUAACACCCAACUUUGACUGAAUAGAACAGAAAAAAAUAGUUAUUUAAACGAUAAGUGCACGAUAAAGGAUAACCUUCAACUAGCCGAUCGAUUGUCCUGAACACUAUAAUCAGCUAGGAAAUCCGGUUAACUUUUUCGACAACAAUACGUAAAUCUUUUUUACAAGCAAUUUAAGUCAGUUGCGUAACAUUCCCAUUCCAUUAUAAUUCCUUUUCACGCACACAUCUUCAAAAGUAACGUGCACCAUGAUUAUCUUACACAAGAUUAUAUAUAUCUUGGCAAAUAUAUCACGACUUUCUCUGCAAAUUCUUUACUACAUCUGUGAGAGCAUAUAUUACAAAAUAUUUGGAUUACAGAAAAAGAGCGUGGCUGGUGAGAUUGUUUUGAUAACAGGUGCAGGUCACGGUAUAGGCAAAGAGUUGGCGAUUCAAUACGCGCUUUUAGGUGCAAUAGUUGUAUGCAUAGAUGUGAAUCAACAAUCAAAUGAGAAGGUGGCAAACGAAAUCAAGGAAAUCAAGAAAACUUCGGUAUAUACGUAUCAAUGUGAUGUAUCUAAUAGAAAACAAGUUUUCGAAGUAGCUAAAAAAAUAAAACAGGAAAUCGGUGAUGUUACCGUUUUAAUUAAUAAUGCCGGUAUAAUGCCUUGCCACAAAUUCCUGGAUUACAUAAGCGAUCAGAUCACACGAGUCUUUGACAUCAAUGUAUUAGCACAUAUUUGGAUGUUAGAAGCAUUUCUACCAAGCAUGAUAGAAAAAAAUCAUGGUCAUAUCGUUGCGCUCUCGUCGCUAGCUGGACUUGCAGGGGUUCCUUAUUUAGUGCCUUAUAGCGCUACAAAAUUUGCAGUCAAAGGUCUUAUGGAAACGCUUGAACAGGAGUUACGAACAUCUAGCCAGGGAAAAUCUUUAAUUAAAUUCUCUACCAUUUAUCCUUACAUGUCAGAUACGGGACUUUGCAAAAAGCCAAAAGUAAAUAAAAUGCUUUCAAGCUUUAUGCCAUUAAAUACGUCACAAUAUGUAGCUGCAGAAAUAAUUAAUGCUCAACGGCAAAACGUAUGCAAUCUGACUGUACCAUCAUUUUGGUUAUUAUGCUUUUCAUUAAUUAGAUUUUUGCCCGAAAAGGCACAAAACAAAGUAAGAGAUUUUCUGGACGCUUAUGUUGAACCAGAGAAUUAAUUAAUAUAAAAAUUGCGCAAUUGCGUAUCAAAUUUUCGAAGAUAUAUGAAAAAAAACAGAAGCCAUACGCGAUACAACUAUAUCUAUUUUUUUGAAUAUUACUGUAUUGUAUUUUAUUGUAUUUUUUAUUUUAUCAUAUAUCGCAUUUAUCG